UGGUUUUUAAGCGAAAAGGCUAGGUUAUGCUUAGGAAAAGCAAGAAAGAACAAGAAAAGAAAGUAAUUGCAAUCUCAGCAAGGUUUCCUUAGUAGGAUGGGGCUGAAAAAUUGCAGUGAUUCUGUUUUGAAAGAUGAAUAAUAGAAGUGCAAAAACAGUCAUGAAGUGGAGCAGGUCGGUUCGCACACCAUGUACCUGUUUUUAUAAGAAGAUUUAGGAGACAAGCUAUUGAAAUUGAUAGGUGACAGAUUUAAAAAUGAAAAAAAAUAUUAUUUAACUGCCAGCGUAGCUCAGUAUUAUAAGUUUGUUUGUUAUUCCCCCCUUGACUGCUGUGUGCAAAACUACACUCUGGCCAGGUGUCACUUUUACUUAGGCUGCCUUUCUAGAGCUCAGUGAUCAGCUGUAUCUAAUUCUUGGUAUUUUUUCCUUUUUAGAAUAUUUAAGAUAUUUUUAGAAUGUUUAAGGUUUUUUCUCCUGUUGGUCCAUACUGCUGAAAUUCUCGUCACGUAUACAUGACUCAUCUUUGCUUUCAAGGCUUCCUUCUACCUGUUAAAUAACCACUUACUAACUUUUCUGUUUGCUAAUGACAUGAUUUGCCAUUGCUGCCUACUUAAGAUCUUCAAACAAGCGUCUUUGUAGCUUUGCUCUGUGAUACCACAUACAUAUUUAUAUUUUAAAAAAUACGUGAAUACAAGUUCUUCUAAACGUGCACAAGAAUGUUAAUGGCUUCAAAUUCUUCCUUAAAGAUCUUUUUUUAUGGUUUGUGAAAAAACUUGACAGUGAUUAGGUGAGUGAUGUACAGAAUUAGUUGACUGUCAUGAUAAGCAGUAUGGAUUCAUUUGCUGCCCUGUACUACUACCCUACCAAUUUCUGUUGAUCUGUACAUGCUUAGUUGGUAAAAUCGUUAGUGCUGGGGAUAUGUUUCUAUUCUGGUUGUCUUAGUUUGUGGUUACUGCUACUGUAAAUACAAGUUAAAAAAAUGGGCAAAUAAUAUAAUAGGACUUUGAAAAUAAAUAACUACCAAGAAUGUUCUGGUAAUAGGAGAUCUCAGCUUUUCUGUAUUGGCAUCUAAAUUUACUGCCAGCUCACAGGUAUAAAGAAUCAGUUUCUCAGCAGAGGUUGUCAUUAGCUAAUCUACAAUUCCUUGUACUUUCCGAACUUCUCUGCUGGCUAAAGAACAAGAUAGGCAGCUGGGUGGCUCAAGUCUUGUCUGAAGCUUCUGCUUUUAAAUGUCUGAAUCCACAGUUUUGGUGCAAACCGCUUUAUGUUCCUGUGAAUUUCCUUAAGGAUAUAGUAGUCUGCAGCCCGAUCUGACUGUGGCUCAGCGUGCAUGUCUGAGCUAGUUUUAAACUACCUAUCAGUAGCAAUCUGUGUGCAGCAUUACCGAACUGGAUACAAGCUGGAAAAUCUGUCAAUGAAGCAAAGCAGAACAGUGUCUUUCUGAGCUAUUUGCUGCCGCAGCUGGGUCGGUACCAACUCGUGAGUAAGAUAGUACAUGCAUGCCUAUUAUCUGCAGUCUGAUAUGACUGCAGCAGUUAAAUACGUUAUUUAAUUCUGUCUGUAAAUCUGCCUGAACUCUGAAACGUUAUCCUUAGGCCUGCAACAAUUGAAGGUCAUUUAUGGAUCACAAGAGAAUGAAAAACUAGAGGAAAAAUAACAUUGCAACUCUAGGAUAAAGGUCAACUUGAAAAUACCUACAAAUUUGGGACUCUUAUUUCUAGCUGUAAAACAAUAAACUGAAAAAGCAUAACCAGACCAGUUAGUAGGUGUAAAGCAUCUUAGCUUUACGUAACUUAUUUCAGUUCAAUGCCACUGCGUUAAUGAAGGGGUAACUUUAAGGACAGAUGGCACAAAGGUUGCCCAGUGUGAAGUCCUAAUUUCAAGGAAAAUUUUCGUGUUUUAGUCUUUGAAGGGGUAUUGACUUCUGAAUCACAUGCAGACAUGCCUCUGAUCUUUCUGAAAAUGACUCAUAGCGCAACUCGUAUGUCUAAGUACUGGCAUCACAUUUGCAAUAUGAUGAUCAUUUCUCACAAUAGGAAUAGAUGUUUUCUAAUCUCAUGUGUUGAAUUAUAUAGCUUGCUGCUUUAAUAAAGAAAAACAUAGCUCUUAAAAACAUAAUGCUGAAGUUUUUGUUCUUUUUCUUUCAUUAGUCGUCUGCUGUAGGUUUGAAGGUAGAAUAAAUUAAUGACUGUCACCCCAAACUCCGUAGCUUUAAAUGCUGAGUUAAUUUACGCUUUCAGUGUCAGGCGAUCUUUUUUUUGCCAACAUAAGCACUCGGCUGAAACAACAGCUAUGACUCAGUUGCCAGUGAACGCUGCUUGAAUUGAUUUAGUCCGAGUUCAGAUUUAGCACAUAAUCAUGUUCAAUUUGAUCCACUGUGCUGCCUAGAGAUAAAAGGGUUGAAAAAAUAGAUUUAGCUUAUGUCAGUCUUGGUGGUGAUGUCAUUGCCGUGAGAGAUGGAAUAGCGCUGUUACUCUGCUGUGCCUGCUCAGUUGGUGGGUGUACGAGGGAAAGGCAAGGAGCAACUCAGUUAAGUGCAAAGAGCUGGUGUCAGAAGCUUGCAGUUAGCAGCAGCACUUGAAGCAGCAUUUUGGACUGUUCAAUAGCAAUACUGAAUUGAAGAUUUUUUUUUUUUUUUCCCUUGCAGUCAUUUGUUACUCUGAGAUUGCCUAACUCUGUGUACAAAAGGGGGGGAUGCCAGCCCGUAGCAUGGACUGUGAUGUCUCCACUCUGGUUGCCUGUGGGGUUGAUGUGGAGAUUUUUACCAACCAAGAGGUUAAGGAAAAAUUUGAAGGCUUGUUCCGUGCUUAUGAUGACUGUGUGACAUUCCAGCUGUUUAAAAGCUUCAGACGUGUGCGGAUAAAUUUUAGUAGUCCCAAAUCAGCUGCUCGUGCCAGAAUAGAGCUGCAUGAAACACAGUUUAGAGGGAAGAAGUUAAAGCUGUAUUUUGCACAGAUUCAGACCUCUGAGACAGAUGGAGACAAGCUUCAUUUAGCUCCACCACAGCCUGCAAAACAGUUUCUCAUCUCGCCUCCAGCCUCCCCACCUGUAGGGUGGCAACCAAUAGAUGAUGCAACACCUGUCAUCAACUACGACCUACUUUAUGCAGUUUCUAAGCUAGGACCAGGAGAGAAAUAUGAGCUGCAUGCAGGAACAGAGUCCACCCCCAGUGUGGUAGUGCACGUCUGUGACAGCGACAUGGAAGACGAGGAGGACCCAAAGAAUUCUCCAAAGCCAAAAAUCAUUCAAACUCGGCGCCCUGGUCUGCCACCUCCUGUAUCUAACUGAGCCUCGCCAGCAGAAAAAGCACUUCUCUCCUCCAACACAGCUCUUGUUUUUUGUUUGCUUUGUUUUAUUGAAAGGCAGCCAUUGCCUUGUGAGUACCAGGACAUUUAGCUCAUUGAAAUCCCUCACAGUAAUCAAGCCUGUGUAACAAAAGGGCUAGGAAAAAGAUCUUUGUAUAUGUAAUCAUAUCACACACCAACUACACUAAUAGCUUUUCCGGAAAGGACAAAAACAGGCUGAAGCAGGAAGGGGGGGGUCAGUCUGAGGACUUUUCACAGCUAUAAUUUGCAUGCUGUAACACCACCACCAGAGAGAUCAGUCAGGAUGGGCAAAUAGGCUGAUACCGGGCUUGAUAUUCAAACUCACAGAAUACUCAUUGCUGCCCUUCAUCAAAGAGCCUGCUUCUCUGCCCUCCUGAGUUCCCCAGCAGACCUCAAUCUUUUCCUUUUCGGUGGGAGAGGGGUGGGUUUUUUUUUUUUUUUUUAAUCUACUAUUGGCAUGGUGGCCUUUUUUCAUCCUUCUGAAAUUUUCUUAAAGGACACCAUCUUUGCAACAUGUUUCAGAAACAGCAGAAAAUCACCCUCUUCCACCAACAGCUGCAGAGACACCUGGUCCUUAAUAGUGGUAGGGAUGUGACACAGAGCUCUCCGGGCUGAGGGGAGAGGGAGUAGCUUGCUGAAAAGUCCCAGGCCUUUCAGCCUCCUCUAAGGAGGAGGGAGCCAGAAUAUCAAUAGGGACUGACAUUUUACCUUCCAUAGAGGUUUGAAUGGUACUUCUCUCUGAGUCUGAGGGGAAAAAGAGAAGCCAGCUGACUGCUGAUUUACGGUGGGAUUCAUUGCUCUGUUGUACCUGCAAGUUCUGCUGAUGAUAAAGGCUUCCCUAGUGGUGUGUCGAAUAGCCCUGAAACCAACUUUUUGUAAUUAGCUGUACAUCCCUAAUAAUUAGUCCUUUUUCCUCCCUACUUCCUGUGCUUUAAAGCCCUUCUGGAGCUGUAUGCAAUUUGGGUUUGUGGAGGUGAGGAGAUUGGUUGGUAUUCUCUGUUGUUUUUUUGUCUUCUCCUUUUUCCCCCUCUCUUUUUUUAUUUUUUUAGGCCAAAGACAACAGGACCAUAAUUACACACUUGAAAUUAGACUGCAUGAAAUUGAAUCCCCUUUUUCACUCUGUCCUGCAUGUUUAUUUCACUUGCUAUGUAUACUGGGUUACAAAAAGUGUUCCGUGUUUUCAUCAUGGCUGACAGCAGACAGAUACUGGAUUCCCUGUCUGGUAGAUCCUCCAUGACUUUUUUCAUGCGUACUUGUCAUUUUAAGAACAUAUUUUCUAGACGUUUGAGCUCUGAUUUUGCAUAUACUUAAGCAUGCGCUUAACUUUAUGCACAUGAGUAGUUCCACUGAAAUUUAAUACUGCAGAAAACUGAGCAUAUGUGUAAGAUACAGUGGGAUUUUUAGGCACAGGCUAAUUAGCUGCAGCUGCACUCCCCCAAAAUGACAACCAACUGGCACAGGAAGAUUCCAUGGUUUAAAUUCCUUUACAAGUUAAAAUAACUUUAAAAAGAAAAAUCUUGGAAGCUCCUUCUAGGAUCUGAAAAGUCAGUUUCUAAGUUCUGUAAUCAAGAUCAUGACAUAAGACGUAUAGAUCGGGUUUCUGAGGGAAGGUUCCAUUCCGCUCUUAACUAACAGUAUGGCUACAAAGCUUCAGUAGAAUCAGUGUCACUCUCGUUGCUCUAUUGGCCCUGCAAUACUUCCAGGAGGAAAGGUAUGUUGUUUUUUCAGCGAAGUCAGGAGAUACCGUUCUCAUCCAUGGUGAGAACGUUCUGAGAAGUAAGUACUUGCCCAUUGUCAUGUAGUUCAUUCUCUCACCACCACCGUCCCUUAAUAUUCCUGUUGAAAUAUAGAGCCUUUCUUAGAAUAUAACUGUAAUGUGAUCAUUCUUAAUACAUUGUGGACAUUGUGUAUGUUACACUAACGGAAAAGCAUGUGAAAUACAACGGAGAGUGAACAAGAAAUUGAGGCUUCAGUAUCUUCAUGAUAUCUUGAGUAAAGUUGUCUUAAAAAUAACUCCUCAGAGGCUUCACUUCAAUUAGUUUUCAAUGAUGCGUUUAGAAUUGAUUUAAAUAAAUAAUUUGUCACUUACUACCCUAGGACGAAAAUGUGAUAUUCCUGUUGAAAAUAGUCAUAGGCCACCUAUAAUAUUUUAGGAGUGAUGUCUUUUUCUAAAAGAACAAGCUGAAUGCUAACACCUGUUCAUUUUAGACCAAUUCUUGGCCACAUCCUCGAGUGAGGUAAAUGAUCAGAGAUCUUCACUGAUUAGGAUUUUUACGUCUAAAAAUGUUAAGAGGGCUAAAUCUCAUCCUUGUGUCUGUGUACUCAGACUUUGGAGAGAUUUGGUGCUGAACUGAUUUACAGACUUUGGCUUCCAUUGAUUUAAAACCGUACUGCAAAUAAAGCACUGGAUCUUAAAUGUUCUUUUCUUAAAGCACGUUAAUGGACAUAGGUUUAAAAACAGGCCCACCUCAAAGAUGAUUCUUUACAAAACUAUACAGUACUAUCUUGGAGGAGGUAGAACAGCUUCGUUGUGUAAAGCACAGAAGUGCAGUUUCUGAGUUGUGAGAACUCAGAAACCUGUUGUAACUGUGGUCAAAGGUUAAAAAUUGCCCUUGUAUGGUAAAAUAAAGUCAUCAAAGAAAAGUAUUUCAGGUAUUAUGGAACAACUUCCCUAUCAUAAAAGUUACAUUUGUCAUUGUCUUAAUCUUGUAUUUUGCUAGCAGCUGGCUCUUGCUUGGCCUAGGGGGGAAAAAAAAAGGGCUUCUUUCAAAAAAUGCUGACCAUCUGGAAAACAAAAUUCCUUUAUAAAUUCAGUAAUUCACAUCCUGUUGUUCUGUUCAAAACAAAGCUGCCAAUGACUUCAUUGGGAAUUUUCUUUUGUGUAGCAUCUCUAAGGUCAGUCCCUAUGACCUGUCCCUUUCAUAGGGGUAUCUACAGUGCUAAAGUAGAUUCCCUCUUGUAAUAUAAAUAAGAUCUACAUUUAUUCAUUACAUUAGAGCUUCUGAUGCACAGUGAUGUAGAUGAUGUCCUUCUAAUGUCCUUUCUGAGUGUGAGACUGUGCAAGUGGCUGGCAGCGAUGCCCUGGGGCCCUCUGCCGAGUGUGCGCUGCUCCUGCUGCUGCUUAGGAAUUAAAGGAAGAAAGCAGGGCAGGGCAGUUGCUGUUUCUGUUUCCCUCCGCCCUACUUGUCCUUCCUGAUCUCUUCAGAUACAAAAUGUAAAUUCUAAUGACUCUCUUCGUACAGUUAAAAGCAUGAAAACAUUUCCAGUGCUGGGAACAGGGAGCAUUUUAGGAUCUGCUCUUUUGGAAUAGAAGAAUGAAGAAUCUGUGGCCUUGAGAUAUAUAUAAUUUUUUUUUUUGUAAUUAAGACGAGCUAAUACAACCCCUACCACAUGCACACGUACACACUCGUAUACAGCUUGUUUUCAGCCAGAAAACAUAGCAAGAGCAUCCCUCCUGCAAACCUUAACAAGAAUACAGACAUGGUUAUUGUUAAGUGCUUUAUUUUAUAAAAAUGUGCCCUCUGGCUAAACUAUAGUCCAUUUGUUCAACGUUUAUUCGCUCCUAAAUUGGGUGGAUAUUUUUUCUCUUUUUUUUCUUUUUUUUCCCCCUCCAUCAGUGACAGUGAAAAAGUUUUCUGGAAGAAGAGGGACUGUUCUCUGUAUGGGAUGAUAGAACUGACUGAACUGACUGUCUUUUGCAAGACUUGAUUACAGUGGCAUGGCUGAGCACUGUGAAAGAUAUGUUAGCAUUUCCAUUGUAUUGUACAUACUUUUGAAAUAUUCUAUUUAGUCAUAUUUUAUAGGAGUAUUAUGCUAGUUGAUCACUUUUGCACUUGUAUAAUUCAGAGCUUAGUUUUAAGAAUAAAUACGGCAAACAAUAAUUUUUGUGUUCUGUUUGCGUUGGCAUUUUGAAAAGCAACAUUGAAACUGUGUUAAUAAACUGACUAGUAGGAUAUACACCACUGCUCUCUUAACUAAUAGAACUGAAACUGCUUAAAUGCAUGACGUAGGCCAAACUCGUUUCAAUAUAAGUUAAGAAAUUAGAGAAAAAACAAACAAAAAAGCCUUCUGGUUUGCAAGAUAUGCCAGAUUCCGUUUUAAGCUCCUGCAGUUCCACUGGGUCAUGUGGACUUGCACUGGUUCACUGUGGAUUUGGCUAGGUGUAUGCCAAAAAAAAAGUAUAUAUUGCACCAUCCCAGGUGAGCAAAAAUAUAUCCCUGCCAGCUGAAGUGGUUCUCCCUGUACUUUUGUAAUAAUGGGUAAACAUAAUGGGUGUAUUUAAAUCAGUAACGUGACAUCCAGCUAAUGCAGAAACUGAGGAAAAAGUUACAUUAGCACUAAUUAUUUAUUAAUAGGAGUCACUGUAGUCUCUUCUGUCAGUUAUUACUGGAUAUUCCAAAGGACUGGAAACCAGGAGAUAAGGGCCUGCUAAGUAACUGCAUCAAGAAAUUCUUAUGUUUGAUCUUAUGCCAGUCACUCAGAUAUGCAUUUUGAAAAGUGCUUUUUUUUCUGGGUGCCCAGCUAAAAGACCUGUUUCUCAAAGGAUGAUUAUUCACGAAUCUGAAAAUUACAUCUCUUUUUAAAAGUUUCAUUCAAAAAUGUAAGCUUUCAACUCACCGAUUCCUUUUAAAAAGACGAGCCCUACCCUCCUGGUUUUGAUUAGAAACAAGUAUUAGCAGGCAUCUUUUUACAGAGUACUUUGGAAUCUAGUGGCCAAGUGUGCUGCAGAAAGCCUGAUUAUUCUUUACUGUUAGUCUGUUUACUGCUGAGGAGAGCUCUUUUCCAAAUGAGCUUUCCCCAACUACCACAAUCUGAUCUGACUGAAAUGUUGUAUUAUUUACCUGCUGUUUGGCUUUUCCAUCUUGUUGAGCAUUGGAUACAACAGCUGGGAAUAAGCUUCAAGGCUUCACAUGUGAACAGUAGGGUGCUGCAUGUCCAAAAGGAUUUCAAACUGGUCUUUGCUUGCGGACAUGCAUGUCUGUAUACAUACAGCUCCAGUGAGCACUUAAUUUGUACACGCAGAUAGGCAGCAUCUAUUUAUACUGGGAAUUUGUGCAUGCAAGUGAUAAUGUGCAAUCUAACCCUGCAUGGUAUCAAAUAACAGGAGUUAAUGCUAUUUCUCUUGUCUGUAGCAGGGGCUUGACACUCAUGGCUUACGCCUUGAUUACUGACAGUCCUGGCUGAAGUUCUGUGUACUUCAUUACUGAUCACAUUGCUAUUACUGUUUCUUGCACAGCCUCCGUUUUUGUCCUGAAGCAAAAUAGUCAAAGCAAGAGAGACAGUAGGAACGACAGUUGAAAAGACCAGGGCAGACCACAGUUCUGUAACGGGGACUGUACUUAACAUCAAAUCACUUCCAGCUGAUAGGCCCAGCUUUUUGAAAGGGAUUCAACAUCUCACAAUUCUAUUGCCUGAUGACAAAAUCUGUAGUCAGUUUGGUAGUAUUACUGACAGACUUACUGGAAUAACUUGCUUGAAGUGAAGGCCAUAUCUGUCAGGGAUCUGGGGACCUGGAACAAGCUCUUCAUGGAUGAAGGGAUUCGAGUAAGUUAUUAUGGAUGGAUAAAUUUGGUUAAAGUGGCAGCGCUUUUAGAUUGCCUCCUUUAAAGAGUUUUUACUGAAUUCAUUUCUGUUCCUUCUUCAAAAAUGGAAAUCUUUCACCUCAAAGCAUUUAUCCACUUGCAGCUUUUUUACACACAUUAGUGUGAAUUUAAGACCUUUGCAUUUUAUUGUUUCCUUUCUACCUAGGAAAUCCCAUUUAGUUCUCUUUCACCAAAAAACAAAACUGGGUAUGGAUUAAAGUUCCAGACAGACCCUGGCUUAAAUUCAUCCUCAUGUGAUACUCUUGAGUCACGUUAUCAAGAAAAAAAAUUUUUGAUGUGUUUUAGCAUGUUUCCUAGGGGAAGUACAGCAGCUUUCAAAUAUUUGGGAUUCCUCUUAAAAGGAGAGAAGUUUUUGCUUUUAAAUACAUUUAGACUGCUGCAUUCACGGUAGAAGUGCAAGGGAGGAAGUGGUGUAAAAGCUGUUUCCCACAUGCCUAUUUGAAGUGUGUGCAGAUUAGCCGCUGCAUUUGCAUUUGGCUUGCACUGUCACAGGUAGAACAGCAACAGUACUCCCAAUGGAAAGGCGAGAACUCCUAAUGCCUUUACUGCAGAGAUGCUUGAAAAGCAUUUGUAAAAAGCCUUAACUCAUCUCUCUCUUUUUGUAAUUGCUUUAUCAACCUGUUCAGCUGCUACACAGAGCUUCUGGGGCUACAGUGUGUGUCAUCCGUGGUUUCUUUAACUGUACCAAUGCAGUGGCUACAAGUCUACAAUCCGGGACGUUUAUCAAUGGGAUCCUUGCUAGAGAAAUGAAGGCGUUCAGGACCUUAAGACGGACUUCAGGAUUUAAACCCAUGUAAUUGAUAGCUAUAUAAAGAAGGGCCCAUUUGCUGUCCCUGAGUCAGGGGCUUCCUCACCCAUCACAGUAAGCGUAUCCAGCAAGAAGGAUUAAACUUCUCUGUUAUUAUACACGAGAAAAUCAGCUUUGUUUUAAUAAAUCCUUGUAACUGAUCAUUAAUCUAGUACCAGAAACUUGUGUCUAUAUCAGUGCCACAAAGAGGUGUUCUUGUCACUGUUCAGUUAAUGAAAGUAAAUGUUUUUAAUCCAUUUUAGAGCAGAGUUCUUGUUCAGAAACUUGAAAGGAGUAUGAUCAUCUGUAAUGACUGAUGGAUCCUUAAAUGUUGAUUUGGCAAGUUGUCCUACUGUGGGUAGCUGCAGAAAUAUUUCAUGUAUGUUGUUGUAGGUUUGAAAACAUUAAUCAUGUUCUCAUUCAAGUGUCUGCAUUUCUGACACAGAUGUGACAUAUCUGUAUAUAUUAUAAAUCAAUACUAUUUUUAACCAUAUAUUUUGUACAAAUAUUCACAUUAGCUCUGUAUUUCGGUGAAAAUCUAUUAUGGUAUUAAACAUUUUGGUGGAAUUAGCAAA
Messenger RNA from Struthio camelus australis, 10291 nucleotides. The record is from RefSeq and is a predicted model, not a curated record. NCBI's taxonomy places the organism in Eukaryota, Metazoa, Chordata, Aves, Struthioniformes, Struthionidae.